Molecule: messenger RNA, 3844 nt
Organism: Botrytis byssoidea
Lineage: Eukaryota; Fungi; Ascomycota; Leotiomycetes; Helotiales; Sclerotiniaceae
Exons: 4
Coding region: 1256-3370 (704 amino acids)
Source: RefSeq, a predicted model, not a curated record
CGUGAUGAUUUUGUGUUCUUUCUUUAUGUCUACAUCUAUGAUAUAAUUGUAAUUGAACUCCGAGUACGAGUAUCAAUCCCAUCAUUAUCAUUAUAUUCAUCCGCUCUCUCGUCUCACACGGUAAUAUGUAAUCUUUUAAUCUUUGAUUUUUAUCCAUUCAUUUGCUCCUCUCAGCCCAGAUCCUUCACACACACCCCCCAAACUUAUCCGGCUCAAACGCCCCGGCCAUAUCUCAGAACGGGAAGGAAACCCCCUUCGUUCGCUCGGUCCAAAAAAAGUUUCCUUGAUUUAUCUCCCACUACUUUCUCUUCACGCUCACGCCGUCUCUACAAUAUUCACACUAUUCACACUAUUUUAAUUUGCUUGCGUUUGGUGUGGAAUUGGCCCAGCAACACUCCAUUUCUAUACCGCCAUCUUCAGCAUUUCUGACCAAAGAAGGCUUGCCUCCACUUUCAUUUGACCAUCUAGACACUUGAAGAUCUCCAACGUACCUCCUCUCUCGGUCUUGGUGUUUUCCGUAUGGUGCUGUCCCUCGAGCAACACCAUAGACCAGAGCUCUCCUAAUUGUAAUGUUUUACAACAAUCACUAAUGAAGCUCGUUAUGAUCUUGUACCUUCUAUUUGAGCAAGAGAUCUUCCCUAGAUUGGACAACCCUUGUAUGACUCUGACACCGACUUCAGAGCACCUGAAGUAGCUACUGUAGCGAAUUGAGAGUGGAUAUACCUUCCGGUUGCCUGGAACAAUCCCCGCUAUUUUGGUAGCUGGAGUAGACGUCUCAAUUUCGACCUCUGACCUCUAAUUUGGUAUCUUUCCUUCAAAACAUUUGUUGUUGUGGCAAUUGUCUGUUGGUUGUUCUGAAAAAUCAAACAGAUAUACAUCCUUGCCAUGCUGUAAAUCAUUCACGCCCUCGAUACCAAUAGUGCUUUGCAACUAUAUCGAGUCCUUCCCAUCGAGUUAUCUUCAACUGCCUCUGCAACAAAUUUCGGGAACCCAUCAUUUCGGGAGCGGGCGGCUGGCUGCGGGCAGAUCAAGGAGAAUUACAUUUGCUAAGCAAAACUCAAAGAGCUCCACUUCGCAGAAAACAAAAGAUUUUUUAUCAAUUGAUAAAGGCUUUGGGAUUUUGGAGUGAUUGGAUCAGAAGUCACAUCAACAAAAGGAUAGAAACACCGGGGCCUGAAUGUAUGCAGUAUAGAAGGAGGCUGGCCAGACUUCAUUCUCGAACCCCAUCUCAAAAGGGCGGACGGGAGGAGUUGCAAUGAGUUGGGAGCAGCAAGCAAGUUAUGAAGGGAGCCAGGGAGGAUGGACCCCACAAUUUGCAGAAGAUUAUUCUAUGUUCAACGCAACACCUGGGCGUCUCGUCAAUGGGCAACGGCCGUUUGUUGAUACUUCAACAGCUCAAGCACUGUCAUCCCUGACUCACAAUGGACAUUAUCAUGUUGAGGGAGAUAUGGUGACAGAUAUGGGAAUGCACAUGCAUCAAUUGUCACCAAAUUCUGGGUUUGCAAUAGCUCAGACUACAUCCCCCAACAAACCGAUAUCUGCUGCUACUGCCCCGCAAACUGCUUCCAGAGCACGAUUUAGUGAUGUUUCCAAGACCCCCCAAAAGUCAAAGAAAAGGUUGGAUGAUCCUUUCAGUGGUCAAACUGCUACACCUCCACAUUCUAUUGGAAAAGGUACUAGGAAAUUAGCCCCAAAAAUGUUCAACGUAUCGAAUAAUGCUCUAGUUCAAGGUAAUGGCUUUGAGUCUUCUGACUCAAAUAAUCACCAUCCUCAGUUGAUAGCACAAUCUUCAACAGCUAUGGAUCCGUUCGGUUAUCCAAUGACCGCACCCGCAUUAACCCCAUUCUUUGAAAGUAACAAAGCAAUAUGGGAUACUAGUAUGGAUGGCAUGGAUUUGGAUUUCUCAACUGAUUCGGCGGGUAUUUUCCAACAAGGUCAUAGGGCAAGUAAUUCUAUUGAUUGGGGACGAAGCAACCAGAUGUUUCAAGAAUCAGUGAAUUUAUCGCCUCAAAAAUCAAGCGAAUCCAAAAUUAAAGCUGAACCCCGCAAACGACAUAGACAGAUAGCCUCGAAAACUUCCUUACCAAUAACUUCAGCACUCCCUACGUCACUUCCAUUAUUAGCUUUUAGUAGUGCGACAGCAACCUCGAAUUCAAUAGCCAUGGAAAAUUUUCCUGGCGUGGUCGAUCCUGGUAUAAUAUACAGUCGCCCUAGUACAGGUAGUACGUCCCAAGGAGGAUUAGAAGAUAUGAUCUUGCCAGCAUCAAGAGCAACUACAAGUCCGAUUCGAAAUCUAGAGCAACUCGAACCGUACCAACAUCAAGUUCGAGAAUAUACUCGCGAACAAGAAGAACUUCGUCGAUCAAGAAGAUUCAGAGAGAGUAGUAUGGGGUAUCGAAUAGAUAGGAGAACUGCCAGCUCACCAGUCAAGGGGUCCGUACGGCCUGGUCCUCGACGGAGUGUCAGUGAGAGUAAUAGGGAUCAACGUCGUAGUGAACCACCACGCUUUAACUCGGGACGUUUAUCUCCUGUGAAACAGCAACGUCAUCCAAAUCUUACUUCUAUUCCUGAGUCUCCAGCGGCAUUACCAAAACUUCGACGAGAUGUCAAGCUUGCCAUUGGUAGUAAUGGUCGAGCUACUGUUGUUGUUGACGAUGAAUCAGUGAGAAGUUUGCGACGGUCAUCAUCUCAAGUCAUCGAUUAUGAAUCAGAGUAUGAUUCUUCUACUGAUGACGAACCAAUCAUAAUUCCAAGCCGAAACAACUCUUUCAAUCUACCUCAGCAGAGACCACCCAGAUUUGAUCUAUUCGAUGCUUCCUCUCGUGACUUUCGCAGACCUAGCACAAGUACAAGCGGCUAUAGUCGGUCCUCGGGUCAGCACACGAGUAUCGAUGAGAUGAGUGAGGCAGAGACAGUACUUGAUGAGAUCAAGAUCGGAGAUGCAGCUUCUGCUUUGCGGAAGGUUGUCAGAGAGCGUCGGAGUAAUCAAAGAAUGUCAAAAAAUGGAAGACAUCUUCGUCUGUUCUCCGAUACAACCCCUAGACCAGGCCGCUAUGCAGAAUAUACUUCGUCGUCUAAUAAUUCUCCCGAUGGAGCAACGCCAUCCAGCUCGAGGAGUGGUACUACCCGGUGUAUCUGUAACAACGCGGAGGGGGACUCUUUCAUGAUCCAAUGUGAGUCUUGUGAGAAUUGGCUUCAUGGACAAUGUGUCAAUAUUCCAGAUCGAAGGACACUCCCGAAGGUUUACAUAUGUGCCUUUUGUGCCCUGACACCAAACAUGCGGAACGGUCGUGUGCGAGAGUCUGCAAGAGAGAAGAGGGGUCUGCCUUCUUCUCCUCUUGCCCACAAAUCUGUCAGAUCAUUUCGUUGACAAAUAUCGAAUUGAUAUCUCACAUAUCAAACUUUGAGAUUUGGAGCUUGAUGGAUGAUAAUUAUAAGCUUCAGCCUUUUUAUUUUACCUUUGGUUCCUACUGCCACCGGGGGAAACCCCAUCAGAUGGAGGGCAUUUUUCAAACCACUUGUUUUUAACACCUACCUACCAUCAACUUUUUUUUUAUACCUAUUUUCUUUUGUCGACACUGAUACCCCCUUUCAAAGAGCAUAUACAAUACAGAUCAAAGUCACUAUGCAUGAUUCCCAAGAUAUAAUACAAGAAUAAGAUUUACGACCGAAAAGAACGGGGGAAGGGCAAAAGGGGAAAGGGGAAAAGGGAAAGGAUAAAGCGGAGUUGGGAUUGAUUAUUGCGGCAUGUAUGGAGAAGUGCAAUGAUUUAAGGAUUCUUUGGAUACUUAGCAAUAGCACAAAAUAAAUGCAUACAUAUAUAUAUAUAUAUAUAUACCUUAAC